UAAGGAAAGAGAGAUUUUAUAGAUGGACGGUUAUGCUGACCGUUGAGUGAUAUAUGAUGCAAAAGCUUACCAAAAUCCCUGCCAUUCAACCUCUCUAUGUGAGUAAAUUACAAUACCAACUCCACCGGCAAACCCAAUUAUGCAAUGUGCACUGAAAUUCGCAUGUUCGGCCGCGCCACCGUCGUCCGCUUCAAUUGCGCCACUGCUCUUCCCCAAUACCCACAACAAGAAGAAGAAGCUUAGAAAUGGAUGUUCAAUCAGAGCUGAACUCAGCGAUGACAAUGACCCAUUACUCCAAGCAGCAAUCAAUUCAGCUUCUCUUCGUUUUCACGAGACCCAUCGACAAGACCCUCUUUUUAUUGAUCCUUAUGCUGGGUGCUUCGUUUCAACGCAUACUCAAAUGGAUAUGGAAACCAAGGCGAAACAAUAUUGCAUUGCAACCAAGUUCAUUGAUGAUAAGCUGCUUAGUACUGUAAACCACAUGGAUGGGCUUAAACAGGUUGUGCUUUUAUCAGAUGGAAUGGAUACUCGGCCAUAUAGGCUUAAUUGGCCAAGCUCUACCAUUAUGUUUGAUAUAUCCCCUCUAAGGGUAUUCCAGAAGGCGGCUGAGAAGCUUGAUGGUGUCGGGGCUAAGAUCCCACAGCGAUGUUUGUUUCUUCAUGUUCCAUUGGAAACCCCUAACAUUCAAGAAACUUUGGUUACAAAAGGCUUUAAUGGUACUCGUCCGAGUGUAUGGGCUAUACAGGGACUACCUUUGAUGACUUUGGUAAGUUUCGAAGAGAUCUUACUCACGGUAAGUGGAAUGGCCAUGAAGGGUUGCCUUUUCUUCGGUGAGUUGCCUGCAUGGUUGGCAGAGACUGGAAUCGGUAACAAGUCUAGUACAAAGAAAUGGAUUAACAAUAUUUUUAUGAGCUACGGUUUCAAGGUGGACAUGAUUAGCUACGACGAAGUAGCUAAAAGAUUAAGUAAGGUGGUAAAACCGGGAGACUAUGAGAAGAUACUAUUUGUUGCGGAACAAUUGCGGUGUUCGGAUGAUCAGAUGGAAACUUGGAGGAAAGAGUUGCAAAGGGUGGACGAAGAUGGAGACGAGGAAGGGUUUGAGGACCUUUAAAUGGACAAAGAGUUGCUUUCUUUUUUUGGGUGUGGCCUGUAAUGGAAUUAUCCUUUCUGUUUCUGUAAUUUCUUGCCAAUUUUCCUGGUUACACGUACCUAAAAGGCUUGAGAAAGAGUUUCCUUUGUUUUUAAA
Molecule: messenger RNA, 1246 nt
Organism: Gossypium arboreum
Lineage: Eukaryota; Viridiplantae; Streptophyta; Magnoliopsida; Malvales; Malvaceae
Product: O-methyltransferase 1, chloroplastic-like
Exons: 7
Coding region: 140-1111 (323 amino acids)
Biological process (GO): methylation
Molecular function (GO): methyltransferase activity
Source: RefSeq, a predicted model, not a curated record